Molecule: messenger RNA, 600 nt
Organism: Cucurbitaria berberidis CBS 394.84
Lineage: Eukaryota; Fungi; Ascomycota; Dothideomycetes; Pleosporales; Cucurbitariaceae
Exons: 2
Coding region: 1-600 (199 amino acids)
Biological process (GO): intracellular mRNA localization; ribosomal large subunit biogenesis
Cellular component (GO): nucleolus; preribosome, large subunit precursor
Molecular function (GO): mRNA binding
Source: RefSeq, a predicted model, not a curated record
AUGGCGCCGACAAAACCCUCCACCAAAGGCAAAAGCGCCAAAGGCGGAAAACCCGGCAAAUCCUCCUCCAAAUCCGCGAAACCAAAGCCUACCGGCAAGGCACCAGAGGGCAUAUCGAAGCGCAAGCAGAAGUCCAUGUCACUUGCAAAGCCCGGAGGUGCGCAAAAGACAAAGUCGAAAGUGUCCAAAGACGGCAGGAAGAAGAAGCGGGUGUACACCGAGAAGGAAUUGGACAUACCGCUUCUCAACGGCAUCAUACCCGCCGGCAUAGCGAAACCAAAGGGUGAGAAGAAGGGCAAGAAAUUCGUGGAUGAUCCAGCGAGUAUGAUGGCGAUUAUGGCCGUCGUUCACGCAGACAAGGAGGGCAGGCUUGAGAGCAAGAUUGCGAAAGCGAGGCAGCUCGAGGAGAUAAGAGAGGCGAAGAGGAAAGAGGCCGAGGUGCGGUCGGACGACAAGAAGGCGAAGUUCGAGGAGAGGAAACAAGACCUGAAGAAGAAGCGGAGAAGGCAUUCUGAUCCCUCCAAGGGCGAGGAAGCAGAGCACGAGCACUCAGACAAGAAGGGCAAAUUCAAGCCGAGAAAACGGGUUUCGUUUGGUUGA